UUUUACAAUCCCACCAGCAGUGUAUAAGAGUUUCAGUCUCCCCACAACCUUGCCAGCAUUUGUCGUUUUCUGUUUUUUUGAUCAGUACUAGUUUUCUAGGGGUGAAAUAUUAUCUCAUUGUAGUUUUGAUUUGCAUCUCUUUAAUGGCUAAUGAUUGCAAGCAUCUCUUUAUGUGUUUGUUAGCUGCCUGAAUGUCCUCUUUGGUGAAGUGUCUGUUCAUGUCCUUUGCCCAUUUUUUGAUUGGAUGACUCAACUUAUAUUGUGAGAAGGUGGUGGGGCUGAGGAUUGGAUGGUUUGAACUUCCUGCCAGUACCAAAGGAGACAGCACCUGGGCUUUCUUAUCAGCCUGCCCAAAUUUGGGAAAGAAGGGGGGGCUUGAAAGCUGUUAGCAAUCAAACAUUAAAAAAUGGAGUCAGACUAUCACACUAGAUAAUCAGAUCAGUGACAUUAUUAGGACAAGGCUAAAGUUGGCGGCAGAAGGAGUCCUGGCAGUGCAGUGAUUGAGUGCUUAGCGCUGCUAACAGAAAGGUUGGCAGUUCAAACCCAUCUGGCAGCUCUUCGGGAGAAAGACCUGUGAUCUGCUUCCGUAAAGAUUACAGCCUAGGAAACCUUAUCUCUGUCACAUGGCAUCUCUAUGAGUCAGAAACCAUUUGAGGGCACUCAACAGCAACACUAAAGUUGGGGUGAGCAAUUGAUUUUUGUAAAACAGUACAUCAAUUGAACAAAUCACCCAAAUUCUAUCACAGGUGGCCCAGAGAGAUGGCAGGAAUUGUGUGGAUGGUGACAGAAGACUGAGAUCUGGCAGCCAUUGAUGUUGAGUAUCCAGCCUGGAAUUCGAGACUGGAAAUGAUAGCUCAGAAUAUUCCUGAGGAAGAAGAACUAUCCUGUGACAUGGAAAUGGAAGGAUUUACAAGAGAAGGACCCUGUUUCUUUCCUGUAGGUGAUGAUUGGGAUUGCAAGAACCAGAAGGGACAUUUGAGACAAAUGGCUUUAACUCAAGAUAAACCAGGGACUCAGAAAGCCAUCUAUGAAUAUCCUGGAUUCAAGGCAUAUCUGAAUAUAGGCUCAGACCUUCCGCCAUCUCAGAUAGUGCCCACAACAAAUGGUUUCCAUGUACAUGACUCAGAUAUUACAGGUUUAGAUUGUAACCCAGCUUAUGCAGCUAAGAGAACAGGUGAAAGUGAUGCCUGUGGAAAAGCCUUCUGCCAGUCCAUUGACAUUAUUCAAUUUGGAAGAAACCAAACGAGAGAGAAACCCUAUAAAAACCCUGAAAGUGUUUCAUCUUUCAACCAUUUUACCUCCCUUGGUGAACAAAAAAUAAUGAAAAGAGACAAGAAACUCUUUGAAGGUAAGGACUUUGGGGACAUCUUUGCCCUGAGUUCAUCUCUUAAUCAAAACGGGAGGAGUCACCUUGGAGAGAAACUGUAUAAAUGCACUGAAUGUGGCAAAUGCUUCAAACGGAACUCUUCUCUUGUUUUGCAUCACCGAACUCACACUGGAGAGAAACCUUAUACUUGUAAUGAGUGUGGAAAGUCUUUCUCCAAGAACUACAACCUGAUUGUGCAUCAAAGGAUCCAUACAGGAGAGAAACCCUAUAAAUGCAAUAAAUGUGGGAAAGCCUUCAGUGAUGGGUCAGCUCUGACACAGCAUCAGAGAAUUCACACUGGGGAGAAACCUUACGAAUGCCUAGAAUGUGGAAAAACCUUCAACCGAAAUUCAUCCCUUAUUUUACAUCAAAGAACUCACACAGGGGAAAAACCAUAUAGAUGUAACGAGUGUGGGAAACCCUUCACUGACAUUUCCCACCUCUCUGUGCAUCUCAGAAUCCAUACAGGGGAGAAGCCCUACGAAUGUAGCAAAUGCGGAAAGGCAUUCCGAGACGGUUCAUACCUUACCCAGCAUGAGAGGACUCACACUGGAGAGAAGCCGUUCGAAUGUGCGGAGUGUGGCAAAUCCUUCAACCGCAACUCUCAUCUCAUUGUGCAUCAGAAAAUCCAUUCUGGGGAGAAACCAUAUGAAUGUAAAGAGUGUGGGAAAACAUUCAUUGAGAGCGCUUACCUCAUCAGGCACCAGAGGAUUCAUACUGGCGAGAAGCCCUAUGGCUGUAACCAGUGUCAGAAACUUUUCAGGAACAUUGCCGGCCUCAUCCGCCACCAGAGGACUCAUACUGGUGAGAAGCCCUAUGAGUGUAAUCAGUGUGGCAAAGCUUUCAGGGAUAGUUCCUGUCUGACCAAGCAUCAGAGGAUUCACACUAAAGAGACCCCAUACCAGUGUCCAGAAUGUGGCAAAUCCUUCAAGCAGAACUCUCACCUGGCAGUACACCAGAGACUCCAUAGCAGGGAGACUCCCAGCCAGUGUCCUCAGUGUGGGAAAAUGUUUAGGAGGAGCUCAUCCCUCAUCCGACAUCAAAGAACACAUCUUGGAGAGAAACCCAUAGAAAUACAACAAACUCUUAUCACUCAUUAUCAGAAAUUUGCGUAAAGAAGGCAGAUCUUCAGAUGUGAUUUCUCCCUGGCUAGAAAAGAAAUCUUCAAGUUUUUCAUUGAAUUGAUGAAUGUGAGACAUUUCUUAGUCACAUUGUUAAGUCUAUAAUUGGGGAAAUUUUAGUAAAAAUAUAAGAUGAUAAUAAAUGUGGAAAAGGCCUUCAGGGAUGAUUCAGCCUGUACCAAACGUGAUAGCACAUACACUGGAAUAAAACCUGUCUUGUGAACAUGAGGAAGAUACUUCCCCAGAGACACCUGCCCACGUCUGCAUCAGAGCGCUUUAAGUAGAAAGAACCUGUAAAAUGUAUUCAGUAAGGAAUUGGUAUGAAGAAUCUUCUAGUAGGGAGUUGUCACCUUAUUGUACAUCAGCAAGCUCUUACUAGAAUCAAACCUUGUAAGUGUAGUUAGUGAGAGAUGCUUUUGGCAAGGGCUCAUAUUGUCCUUUCUGUAUCAGCAAAGGCAUACUGCUGAGAGAGCCUCUACAAUGUUCCACCCCACAGUAACCACAGAAACCUUGUUUUGAAUGUUAUUUUUGAACAAAAUACCUGCUUGUGUUAUAGUGCUGCCAGAGUGCUGAAAAGUCAUUUCACAAGGGGCAAUUGGAUGAGGAGGUUGCUUGUGAAUGACCAGUGAAGUCAUUCCUUUUAAGAAAAGAC
Molecule: messenger RNA, 3139 nt
Organism: Trichechus manatus latirostris (Florida manatee)
Lineage: Eukaryota; Metazoa; Chordata; Mammalia; Sirenia; Trichechidae
Gene: ZNF329
Product: zinc finger protein 329
Exons: 2
Coding region: 847-2481 (544 amino acids)
Biological process (GO): regulation of transcription by RNA polymerase II
Molecular function (GO): RNA polymerase II cis-regulatory region sequence-specific DNA binding; DNA-binding transcription factor activity, RNA polymerase II-specific
Source: RefSeq, a predicted model, not a curated record